AUGUCAGAAAAUGAAUAAUGCAGUAGUAAUUCUCACUUCUCAACAUGCUGUAGCAAUACUUCAUCAGAAAUCGAUGAGAUCGAUGACCCUUUGAAUUAUGCUUCCUUCAAUGAUUUCCAGACUGUCUUACCCCUCGUGAUUAAUGGUGUCAAAAUUCAGAAAGUAACCUGGGAUCUCUUCUCUGCCCCUCCAAAUGUAUAUUCUCAAUGGAAAGCUCAUUGUUUUUGGACAGUUGGCUAUACCUACGACUUUACGAUGAAGAAAAUGAAGCACAGCAACAAUAUCAGGUAUAGAUUGAGUGUAAAUGCAUGGUGCUGUUUAAACAGUAAAUCAUGGGUAAAAAAUAAAUGGGAUCGUUUGUUGGAACAUGAAACUGGGCAUUAUCUUAUUGGGUGCUUGUGUGCUUUAGAAUUCAAGGCGAGAGCUGAGAAAACUAAAUUCACCAAGAACUAUAGACUCGAAUCAAUGAGAAUCUUCUAAGAUACAUUCUAGGAAUAUCUCUCCCUGGAAAGAAGGUAUGACGAAGAAACCAAUCACAGUCAAAAUAUCAGCAGAUAAAAGGAGUGGAAUGAAUUCAUCAUUAAGGAAUUACAAAAAUACUGA
Molecule: messenger RNA, 603 nt
Organism: Paramecium tetraurelia
Lineage: Eukaryota; Ciliophora; Oligohymenophorea; Peniculida; Parameciidae
Exons: 2
Source: RefSeq, a predicted model, not a curated record